This is a messenger RNA of Talaromyces amestolkiae, 1773 nucleotides long. RefSeq lists its product as uncharacterized. The coding region runs from base 1 to 1773 and encodes 590 amino acids. Gene Ontology annotation, cellular component: membrane. Gene Ontology annotation, biological process: transmembrane transport. The transcript has 5 exons. Gene Ontology annotation, molecular function: transmembrane transporter activity. NCBI's taxonomy places the organism in Eukaryota, Fungi, Ascomycota, Eurotiomycetes, Eurotiales, Trichocomaceae. The record is from RefSeq and is a predicted model, not a curated record.
AUGAAAACCUGGAUCAACCCAUUCACGCGCCAUGACCGGCAAGAAUUCCUCGGCGUCGUGAUCCCCCUCUCUCAAGCAACUCGCUUCCAGCACCUGAACACCGUGACCUCCGACUCUGAGACGCCCGACCACAAACCACAAGACGCCGAGGAUAAAGACAAGCUGGACCGAAUCGGAUCCGAGGAAAAUGGCGCUGCUUCCAACCCGGAGUAUAGCCAUCAGACCAUCGAAGCCAUUCGCGCCGAAGUUGAGUCUGAGAUCUCGACAUCGGGACAUGACACUACUUAUGACCGAAAGGCUAAAGUGAUCAACUUGGCCAUCCAGGACAUCGGAAUGGGCCGUUAUCAGUGGCAGCUCUUUAUUUUGUGUGGAUUUGGCUGGUUUGCGGACAAUCUCUGGCUUCAGGGCAUUGCAUUGACCUUGAACCAAGUGUCUCAAGAAUUCGGCAUCUCCGAUACCCGCGUACGCUUCACGACAGCUGCUUUGUUCGUCGGUUUAUGUAUCGGCGCUUCCUUCUGGGGAAUCGCUUCUGACGUUGUUGGACGUCGUUUGGCGUUCAACAUGACUCUUCUGAUUUGCGGCAUCUUUGGUAUUUGUAUUGCAGCAAGCCCUACUUGGAUUGGUGUAUGCGGUUUGGCUGCUGCAAUGGGUCUCGGUGUGGGUGGAAACUUGCCUGUUGAUGGUGCUCUCUUCCUCGAGUUUCUGCCCUUUGCGUCGGGUAAUUUGCUCACUUUACUGAGUGUUUGGUGGCCCGUUGGCCAGUUGGUGGGAAGUCUCAUUGCUUGGGGCUUCAUCCCUAAUUACAGCUGUGAUGCCGAUUUGCUUGCCUGUUCGGCCGUUUCUCCUGGAGAAGCAUGCUGCCGUAGAGAAGACAACAUGGGCUGGCGAUACCUGUGUCUCACCUUGGGAGCUAUAACGUUGGCCAUGUUUGCUUGCCGCUUCUUCUUGUUCCAUCUCUACGAGUCUCCCAAGUUCUUGCUUUCUCGUGGCCGCCAAGAAGAGGCUGUGAGGACUGUACAUGCUAUCGCAUACAAGAACAAGGCCAAGACAUGGCUCACUGUCGACAUCCUCAACGAGAUUGGAGGUCAUCCCAGCGAAGGUGGCGACGCAAAACUGACCCGCUUCGAGAUUAUCAAACGUUCUCUUUCAAAAUUCUCUGGCGAGCGCCUCGGCCCCCUUUUCCACACCAAGAGACUAGGUACCACUACUGCACUUCUCUGGUUCUGCUGGGCUACUAUCGGAAUGGGAUACCCUCUUUUCAACGCCUUCUUGCCACAAUACCUUGCUCACGCAGGAUCCGACGCUGUCACACCGAUCAAUAUCACAUACCGAAACUAUGCCAUUACCUCCGUUGUUGGCGUUCCUGGCUCAAUCAUCGGCUGCUACACCGUCAACAUUAAAUAUAUUGGUCGCAAAGGCACCAUGGCAAUCGCAACCAUGUUGACUGGCAUCAUCCUCUUCUGCUUCACAGUCUCCAACGACUCCAACAUCCAACUAGUUUGCAGCUCUCUGGAAUCCUUCUUCCAAAACAUCAUGUACGGCGUCCUGUACGCCUACACACCCGAAGUCUUUCCCGCACCGAACCGUGGAUCCGGAACUGGAAUCGCCAGUUUUUUCAACAGAUUGUGCGGUGUCAUGGCUCCGAUUGUGGCCAUCUAUGGCGCGAAGAAUAAUGCAAGUGCGCCGGUUUAUGCUUCCGGUGGCCUGAUUUUGGCGGCUUUUUGUGCGAUGGUGUUUUUGCCGAUUGAGACGAGGGGGAAGCAAUCAUUGUAA